This is a messenger RNA of Cucumis melo (muskmelon), 1177 nucleotides long. Its product is annotated as magnesium dechelatase SGRL, chloroplastic. Bases 152 to 886 code for a protein of 244 amino acids. The transcript has 5 exons. The record is from RefSeq and is a predicted model, not a curated record. Lineage: Eukaryota; Viridiplantae; Streptophyta; Magnoliopsida; Cucurbitales; Cucurbitaceae.
AGAUGAAUAUUUUGUGGAGGAAGAUGGGUGGACUCAGAUUUUGUCCACAUGAACCUCCAUUUCCUCACAUCCGUGAUACACGACAAUGGUUCGUUCUGAUUCUGAAAGAUGAAGCUGAAGAAGAAGACCCGUAAGUUGUUAUGCGUCUUCCAUGGCCUUUCAUUGUGUUCGUUACUCUUUUUCACCGUUGCCAGGCAAACCCAACUUCAAAUUAGUUCAAAGGAACAACCCUGCUCUUCUCUUUUCUUCAUUCUCUACCACUCGGGCUUCUUACAACACUCUCGUCUCUGAGGCUGUUAGGAUAUUGGUUCCUCCAGCAAGAUUUGAAGCUUCCAAGUUAAAAGUUGUGUUCAGUAGAGAAGUGACAAAGUCUGCAGGAAUUAUCCCGAGAACAUAUAUUCUAUCACAUUGUGACUUUACUGCUAAUCUCACCUUAACCAUCUCUGACGUUAUCAACCUUGAUCAGUUGAGAGGGUGGUAUAACAAGGACGAUGUGGUUGCUGAGUGGAAGAAAGUAAAGGAUGAAAUGUAUCUUCAUGUGCAUUGCUAUGUGAGCGGUCCGAGUUCUUUGCUCGACGUUGCUGCAGAGUUUAGAUACCACAUAUUCUCCAAAGAAUUGCCUCUUGUGCUUGAAUCUGUUCUGUAUGGAGAUUCAAUUCUGUUUGGGGAGAACCCUGAGCUCCUAGAUUCCUUGGUCAGAGUAUAUUUUCAUUCUAGUUCACCAAAAUACAAUCGACUCGAAUGCUGGGGGCCACUCAAGGAUGCUGUACUGGGGAGGCAUCAUCAUAUUCAAGGACUCCUGAACGGAAGUAAGGAUGUGUCCUCUACUAAAAAGUUGAGAAGCCCCAAAUCAAUCUUUCAAGCUCUCUUUGCUUUCCUUCUGUGAACUGCAUUGCAUAAACUGGUAAAUUGUUAUAAUGUUAAUCUUCAAGAAAUAGCUAUCUUUUAAAAGUUUAAACUUCCAUUUAAUGCAAUUCUUUUGUGGAAUGAGCAAAAGGGUACUCUUGUUUUGUGGAAUGUAUGAGUAACUCUUUGCUAAGGGAGAAAGAUGCUUCUGUGGGUCAGUUUAUUCUUUGACAAAAAAGAAAUGCAUAUUUGUUUCUGCAAUUCUUGUGUAAAUGAGAACAAUUCCUUGAAAAUUGUUUGGUGGCUAAUCUACUUGCAUCUUGUUACCUAA